AUAAGGCAGAAGGUCCCGAACACCAACAACUAUGAAGAAGAAGUAUUUGGAAAAUAUACCCUGGAAGUCAAAAUGUCCAACAAAGGAAAAUGGGACCUUACACUGAAACGCUAAUAUAAAGAAAAAGGCGAAUGACAAUUUGGGAAUAUUUUGGGGGGUUUAAUAGACUCUUUCUUUUUUUUUUUUGGUUCUUUUCAAUCACUUCUUUCAUCAUGGAUCAUUUUGACCGAAUAGAGUGAAUAACCUGGACACAUUAUCGAGGAAAUAACAGGGACACAUGAGAACAGGUUUCCUUUGAUUUGUCGGUGAGUUUAUUUUACGCGUAAUUUGGAGAUUUCCAUUCAUGACGCAAACGCGCAAAAGUGUCAUUCGCGGCUGUAAAUGUGGACACAUCUGAAGAAUCCUGCUUUGCUUCUUUUUCUUUAUUAUAAAUCAAUCAACCUUGUGAAAUUUGGAUGUUAUAACGGGCAGCUCGCAGAACUGCACCGGAGUGACCAAAGACCGAAUCCAACAUCAGGAACCGUGUCACGGCAUUUCAAGGAUAAAUUGCGUUUCAUUCGCGUCUAGUUCAGGAUUUUCCAACUACCUGACCAUUUAUCUCACACUUUUAUCCACUUUUUAAAGUGUCUUCUUUUUGGGAAGAAGGCGCGUACGAACUUAGAUUGACUUCAGGUCGAUCAAACGAACGAAACUCGCUUUUAAUCACAGAAAAUGAGGAGGUCGAUGUAUAAAGUGCUUUGUUUUGUGUCCUGUGUCCUCUCCAUCCGCUGCACACCGGCACCGGACACCGACACCCGGAGCGUCACCUCGACCUGCGCGUCCUGCGGGCUCCCUCAGGCGGAUGAAUCCACACGGGUGGACGUGGACUUCUUGGAGGCGGUGAAAAGACACAUUCUGUCCCGGUUACAGAUGCGAGACAGACCCAACAUCACCCACCCCAUCCCGAAGGCGGCGAUGGUGACCGCGCUCAAGAAGCUCCACGCCGGGAAAGUGCGAGAGGACGGGCGAGUGGAGAUCCCGAACCUGGACGGACACUCCGCGGCGGUGAAUGAGGUGGAGGAGGAGACGUCAGAGAUCAUCAGUUUCGCCGAGACAGACGAGUUGCUGACCUCCAAGACCAGCCUGUUUUUUCUGAUCUCCAACGAGGGCAACCAGAACUUGUAUGCGUCCCAGGCGAACCUUUGGCUGUACUUUAAACUUCUGCCCAACGCUUUGGCAAAGGGUUCUCGGAGGAAGGUCACGGUGAAGGUGUAUUAUCAGGAACCAGGUCUGGGGAGCAAAUGGAAUUUGGUGGAGAAACGAAUCGACCUGAAACGCAGCGGUUGGCACACCUUUCCCUUGACGAACGCUGUGCAGUUGGUUUUCUCAAAAGGCGAUCGGCGGCAGAAUCUCGACGUGAAGUGCGAGGGGUGCGAAAACAUGGGUGUCCUGCCCGUGUUGGUGAACUCGGCUGACGAGUCCCACCGUCCUUUCCUGGUCGUCCAGGCGCGACUUGCGGACAACAAACAUCGCAUCCGUAAACGAGGCUUGGAAUGCGACGGGAGCAGCAGCUUGUGUUGCCGCCAACAGUUUUACAUCGACUUCCGCCUCAUUGGCUGGAACGACUGGAUCAUUGCCCCAUCGGGGUACUAUGGGAAUUAUUGCGAAGGGAGCUGUCCCGCAUACAUGGCUGGGGUGCCUGGCUCGGCCUCCUCUUUUCACACCGCCGUGGUGAAUCAGUACCGCAUGCGAGGUAUGGGUCCGGGAUCCAUGAACUCGUGUUGUAUCCCAACCAAACUGAGCACAAUGUCCAUGCUGUACUUCGACGAUGAAUACAACAUCAUUAAACGGGACGUUCCCAAUAUGAUCGUAGAGGAGUGUGGAUGUGCUUGAGUCACGGACUGCAAAUUUUCCAAAAGCAUAAGAGAAUAAUACUAAAUAUUAUAGUAAAAAAGUGCUAUUUAUGAAGAUCAUCAAACUUCUCCGAGCUCACACAUCCAUGUUCAUAUGUACAACCCAACUCUUCAGUGCUUGCACAAAUCUUUGUACAUAUAUUUAUGUUCUUUAAUAUCACCCGAUAGAGGGAUUCGUCAGUUUGCAAUCAACUGGUUUUGUUCCGUUCUAUAAAUACAGGUUUGUAUGAGACUUUAACGUCUAGAAAUGGAGCAAACCGAAUUGUAGACCAUGUUUGGGGUGGUUUACUUGGACAUAAAGUAUAACCGUGUACCUGCCCAGAACUAAAUCGAAAAGCACUGACCAUCUGUUCAAAACAACGUCAGCACUUCCAACAAUGACUUCAUCGAGUGACAACCAAUCUAUUCAAGAGUUUCUUCAAACAUCUCCAAUGAAUUCAUGGAGAAAAUACAAACUGGCUCAACUUUUCUUAACAUUUCAGACAUGCUGCAUUUUUUUACGUUUUGCAAAACGGAUUUCUCAACAGAGGGAUUUUUGCAGACAGUCUGUCACUGAAGACAUGAGGCCCCUUAAUAGAUCACGAGAGUUUUUAGUGUCUUUGCCAUGUCUCGGGACCCUGAUUAUACAUGCGACAAGCUGUAGCGCUGAAUAUACAUGGAACGCUACAGCGCAUCUUUCGGGCUCCCGCAACUAACAGUGCCCUUAAACAAUAAACACAAAAAAUUUACUUAAAUGUCUGAAACGAUCUCACUUGACAUGAGUUGCCAUACUGUUCAGUUAUGUUGUGGUGCAGCAUAGCACUUGCAAACAAUAUCGUAAAUGCACAAUUUAUAGCACUUGCAGACUAAAAUACCUUUGAAGAUGCAUGUCCUUGUUGAUGAAUUUUUUCGGAUAAGUGCCACACAAGCUAUGCAACGUAUAGUAGUAACCUACACCGAAUGGCCCACACUUUAGCUACUUGUCAUUAACUGUUUUCAAUACUUGAAAUGUAAACUUCACUUCCUUCUCUGGGUGGAUGGUUGUUACAAUGUUUGCACUGAAGUUGCAUUAUUAGUAAAGAUUAAAAAAAAACCUGCCAUUGAAAAAACAUUAUUUUUAUAGAAGCAAUUGAAUUCUGUUCAGAUGUAUUUUACCGAAUCAUGGAACCAAAGAGGCCAAGAUUUUAGCUAUUGUUUGAUGGUGAGGCCAUCCGAACCUUUUGUAAAAUACUUUUAUAAAAUGCGCGAGAGGCCUAAACUAUGUAUCAGGGUACAGUAGGAUGGAUUCCAUUUUAAUUUGACUUUGUACAGUAGACAAAUGGAAUAUUUCAUACUUUUCCAUCAACUUUCUACAAUUUUCUAUUUAAUACUUCUAGCGUCUAUUCUGGGAUCAUUUAGAAUCAAAUACAUGCCAUCUCUGUACAGCUUAUGUAAGAUAAAGAAUGCUUUGAAUUAUUUUGUUCUUUGUAACUGUUAUGAAAUAAAUGUCUUAUUCUGCAUUAAACGUGCAUGCUUUAUAUUAGCGCACAGUUAUAAGUGUCAACCAAAUGAGAGUCUUCCAUGGACCUUAUGAACAAUCAGUCCAUGCUGACUACGACAUGUUAAAGCUCAGAACAUCUUUAUAUCUGUCACCGCUGCAAUCGGCGGUGACAGAUAUAAAGAUGGAGAAUCGGCGUGUUUGUCAACAGUAGGGAAAUGACAUGUUUUGGAAAGACGCAAGACCUCUCAGACAAUACUGGGUAUUACUGCAAGAAAAUGGGGAGUAGAGAUGGGCGACUCCAAGAUCACUGAUAUCAAUACUAUUAAGCCUACAUACUUUAUAGCCUAUCAAUAUUGAACAGAUUUGUUUUUGUUGUUGUUGUUGUUGUUAUUUUUGAAGAUACAGUGGAUUAUUAUAAGCAUUUAACCCUUUAAGCUAGGCUUAUAACUCGACAAAGAAACAAAACAAGGAGGGUCAAGUGUUUGGUAUCAUUUUAAAGAAAAUAUUUCAAUUUUUUAUAUAGAUUAUGAUACAUUCUGAUACUCGAAAGCUAAGAAACUGCUGAAAAAUUACAACAAAUAUACAAAAAAAUUCAAAUAAAAUGUAGCCAAACAGGCUACAUUACAUACUUUUUUUCUGAUUUGAUAUUAUAUAUCUCUGGGUGUAAACAAGGUGGCUCCAAAAGACUGCUUUUGUUUUUUUCCCAAACAUGUCAACUGUAUCUGAGAAAAAUGUUGAGUAGAUAUGACAAAGCAUUUAAAAGUUAUUGUAUUACAAAUAUAAUUCAUCAGUGUCCAAAAGUGUUCAAAAGACUCUCCAAAGAAAUAAAACAUAAUAAUUGUACAUGCGAACUAAUUACACAUGCAAACACAACAAUGACUAAAGGUUGCACACAUGAUUUUACUCAUGAGAUUUCACAGAAUGAGUUUCAUUCUGUGUCAUUUGAGUCAUCAUUGAGUCUGUCAUGUAUUUGGCGCCAUCUCCUGGUGGUCAUAUGUAACAUUGUGCUUCAUGUGGAUUAUCUAAUGAUCUAUACAUCUGAUUAUCUUGUGUGUGGACUCGUUUAAAAGAUAAUCACCUCCUCUAAAUAAUGAUAUGUAAUAUUUGAUAUUCUGCUUGAAUUUCGUGAAGUUAUAAGCGAAAAUGUGGAAUAUAAGCAACCCCAACGUAAUUGUCAAAUAAAUAUACCUAGUUAUU
Xyrauchen texanus (razorback sucker) is the source of this 4548-nucleotide messenger RNA. RefSeq names its product inhibin beta B chain-like. Gene Ontology annotation, molecular function: growth factor activity; cytokine activity. Gene Ontology annotation, cellular component: extracellular region. Gene Ontology annotation, biological process: SMAD protein signal transduction; BMP signaling pathway. The transcript is spliced from 2 exons. The record is from RefSeq and is a predicted model, not a curated record. Lineage: Eukaryota; Metazoa; Chordata; Actinopteri; Cypriniformes; Catostomidae. Bases 712 to 1872 code for a protein of 386 amino acids.